Stomoxys calcitrans (stable fly) is the source of this 2272-nucleotide messenger RNA. RefSeq names its product solute carrier family 22 member 13. Gene Ontology annotation, biological process: transmembrane transport. The record is from RefSeq and is a predicted model, not a curated record. Gene Ontology annotation, molecular function: transmembrane transporter activity. Lineage: Eukaryota; Metazoa; Arthropoda; Insecta; Diptera; Muscidae. The transcript has 6 exons. The coding region runs from base 215 to 2041 and encodes 608 amino acids.
UUGUCAGUUUUAUAACAGAAUUCAAAUUGUUCGAACGUUACAGUGAGAAUUCCUGGCUAGUGCUCUCACGAGGUGUAUGAAAGAAAGAAUCGUUCGCCAACAUUUCGAUUUCCUCCAACUAUGAGAGGGCGCUAAGUGUUUGAAGCAGCAGCAAACCAGAGUCGCACUCACAUUACGCAGGAUUACUCAAGUGAACAGGAGAACAAACUACAAGAUGCCGCAUCAAUCCAAUGGUACUGGUAAAAAUGGGGGCAUUUCGCCCAGACACACCCCCAAAAUGGGUCAACGUAAUCUGGGCUAUGUUAGCGAGGCCCCCGAACCCAAUCAUGCGAGUACACACCCCAAAGAAGAACCCUAUAAAAUUGCCCCACCAAAUUAUGUAAAAACUACAGCCACAGCAGCUCCUACAGUAACACCUGCAGCCCCUUCAGCACCGCCCACAGAUAUUAUAGGCCAAAUAAUUGGAGAUUUUGGCAUAUGGCAAUUGCGAACUGUGCUCAUCAUCUUUCUGUGUAAAAUUCCAGCCUCCUGGUUUAUGGCCUGCAUUAUAUUCACCGCCCCAGAAUUAUAUCCCAGCUCAGAGUUUGAAUGUGAUCAACAGGGUCUGAGUGCAAAUCAAACCAUAACACCCAAUCAGUGUUACAUUGAAGAUUCCGUUGAGGGUAGACGAGAAUGCACAAAAUUCCUGUACAAUUUUGAUUUUCAAUCACUGAUAAUGGAAUUCGAUUUGGUAUGUCUCAGAGAUAUAUUUGUGGCCUGGACCCAAUAUUGGCAUCUCUUUGGUGUGUUGGUGGGAGGUGUAGCGGGCACUAAAAUGAUGUUAUUCUUAAGUCCCCGCACUGUGUAUUUCAUUGGCCAAAUGCUGCAGAUUGUCUGUGGUGUAAUAACUGGAUAUGCUCGAGAUUUUAGUUUGCACUGUGCUUUCAGGUGUUUAUCGGCCGUUUGUUGUGCAAUCAUGUUCACCUCCGGUCAAGCUAUAUUUGCCGACAUCACUUCCGGUUCGUAUCGCCUGGGCUCCAUCAUACUCUAUGACACAUUUUGGUCUAUUGGUGUCAUUUUUCUACCCUCACUCUCAUCAUUCUUCAAUAGUUGGACUCACAUAUACUUGGGCAUUACAUUCCCCACAUUGGUAUUGACACUGCUAUUGCAGUGGACACCAGAAUCUCCUAGAUGGCUGUUGAAGAAUGGCGAUGAUAAGGCUGUGGCACGUGUGGCGGACAUAGUGCGGGAGGGUGCAGCCAUAAAUGAUCGUUUGUGUAAGAUUCCUGCAGAUUUGCAUCAACAAUUGGAGAGUUUAAGGGUAAAAUUACGUUCAGCCCCGGCGCCAGCAAAAUGGUUAGAUUUGUGGAAAGGUCCAAGGGCCACCAUACACAUGUUGGCUGCCCAUUUGGCUUUGGCUGCUUUCAUUAUAAAUUUCAUGGGUAUGCUGUUGAAUAUACGAUCCUUUGGAAGGGAUUAUUUGGUACCCAACACAAUAGCCAUGGGCUUUUCGGAAAUCGUGGGCUGCUUCUUGGCUUUACAUUUCACUCUGAAACACAACAAAUGGAAAUGGCAAUGGGCCGGAGCUGUGAAUAUUAUAGCUGGUCUCAUCGGAUGUCUAGGCUGGUUCUUUAGCCAUUCGGAAAUGAAUCCCUCUGUCAAGGUCACUUUGUGGAUGAUUAUUGCCACCAUACCAAAGAUGGGUGUCUCAUGUGCCCAAUCCAUGAUUCUGGCCUGCAUGGCUGAGGUUAUGCCAAUGAACAAAAAAAUUCCCUAUGUUUUCUCUGUGGUGACAUGGGCUCGUGUCUGGCUACUAUCGGCUCCCUUUAUCAAUGUACUGAAAAAGAUCGAUGUAGCGCUCUCCCUUAGCUCCUAUUGUGCUCUAAGCAUUUUCGGUGGUAUUUGUACCUGCUUCAUGCUGACUCCUCGCAAUCAAGUUGCUGUCACCGCCGCCCCUUUGAGGACAACCAAAGGCGAGGAUAACGAUCAAAAGGCAACGGCAUCAUCCAUAAGAGAAACUGUAUGGCCCGUGGAGAUGGAUGUGAGUAAUACGCAUCUAUAAACUGGUAAGGGCAGUAACUGGUGAAUCGCCGCACAGGUGACGUCUGGAAAGUUAACUGUGUUACUUAGAUGUUGUUAAUUAUAAAUAUUACGCACCAUACGUAUUUAUUUAUAGUUAAAUUUUAUAAAAGUGAUGUUAUAUUACCAAUGCACUCGUAUGUACUUAAAACUAAGAUGAAUAUAUUUUGUAAAUAAAUUUUUUAUAUUAAGAAAAUAAAUAACAUAAAAACAA